Polypterus senegalus (gray bichir) is the source of this 1438-nucleotide messenger RNA. It is a transcript of the gene cnih4, whose product is annotated as cornichon family AMPA receptor auxiliary protein 4. Gene Ontology annotation, cellular component: endoplasmic reticulum membrane; COPII-coated ER to Golgi transport vesicle. The transcript is spliced from 5 exons. The record is from RefSeq and is a predicted model, not a curated record. Lineage: Eukaryota; Metazoa; Chordata; Cladistia; Polypteriformes; Polypteridae. Gene Ontology annotation, biological process: endoplasmic reticulum to Golgi vesicle-mediated transport. The coding region runs from base 49 to 468 and encodes 139 amino acids.
GUCACUCGUGAUGACGUAAGCGCGCCGCGUGAAAGGCGGAAGGGGAACAUGGAGGCGGCAGUGUUCAUUCUGUCUCUCGUGGACUGUUGUGCUUUAAUUUUCCUUUCUGUGUAUUUUAUUAUUACUCUCUCAGAUUUAGAAUGCGAUUAUAUUAAUGCAAGGUCGUGUUGUUCCAAAUUGAACAAAUGGGUUGUUCCAGAGCUUGUCGGACAAACAUUUGCCACAUUACUGAUGUUGGUUUCAAUGCACUGGUUUAUCUGUCUCCUCAAUUUACCAGUUGCAGUUUGGAAUAUCUACAGGUUUGUGAAGGUACCCAUGGGUAACAUGGGUGUAUUCGACCCUACAGAGAUUCACAAUCGAGGACAGCUCAAGUCUCAUAUGAAAGAGGCUAUGAUUAAGCUUGGCUUCCACUUGCUUUGCUUCUUUAUUUAUCUUUACAGCAUGAUCCUGGCAUUAAUAAAUGACUGAGAUGUUUCAGCCUGUGGGUAAAAGCUAACAAAUGCCAACUUCCCUUGAUUUCCAGAGUCUGAUAGACACGAACAAACGUCUCAAAGUGCACUGUAUAUUUCUAAAAAUAAGAUAUUUUUUAUCAAUGAAAGUGUGAAUUAGUCUCUCUUAAUAGUUUUUACAUUUUAGUACAAUCAUUUUGAAAGAAGCAUUCAUGCCUUUUGUGAAGCAGGGUGGUGGUAUGUAAUAUUUUACAGUAUUUUGUAAGGUAAAGGUGUUGAGGGGUGGGGGGAGGCCAGGAGAAGGGGAAAAGGGUCUUGGGAUUUGUGAAUUUUGGAAAGUUGGGUAUGUUAGUUACACUGCAUUUUACACUCCUUUCCUAUCCAGUUGACAUAUGUUUUUAUUAAGGAGUUUGGUUAUCUUAAUCUACUGCUUUUGUGUUGAGUAACAGUUCAAAUUAAAACCAAAGAACAUUCUAACAUAUCUGUGAGGUAAUAAGCUCAGGUGCUUUUAAUGUGCUUGAAUGGAACAGAUACUGUGCUUAUGGUAAAGUUUAACUGAAAAUUCAUAUUUCAGUUGCACCUUUUUAGUCCUUGAUUCUCUGGCACAUUUUCUUCCCUUGUUUGGACCUUUCUAAACUAUAAUAUUUAGCUUUGUUUAAUUUGUAGCUUGUCUUGGUAAAGAUACAUUGUUUGGAGAUAUUCAUUAUUUAAAAAAAAAAUAUAUGGAAUAUGUUUUAGCCAAGUGAAUGGUGUAUUCUUGUUCAACUGUGAUUUCCCCAUGCCAUUGGGUUGAUUCUUUACAGUGUGUUGUUAUUUGCCAAAAAGACAAUUGAAUUAUAAUAACACUAGUAUUAUUUGUGAAAUGGCCCAAUUUGGGACUUUAGUUAUAAAGUGCCAGUUUAAGGAUUAAUUUUGAAAACCUACAUGCUGGUUAAAUGAGUUGCAAGAAAACAAUAAACUUUAAAUGAAAUAAUUUAUUUCAAAUUUUA